This is a messenger RNA of Cotesia glomerata, 1272 nucleotides long. RefSeq names its product 3-hydroxyisobutyryl-CoA hydrolase, mitochondrial (gene Hibch). Gene Ontology annotation, biological process: L-valine catabolic process. Bases 39 to 1223 code for a protein of 394 amino acids. The record is from RefSeq and is a predicted model, not a curated record. The transcript is spliced from 6 exons. Lineage: Eukaryota; Metazoa; Arthropoda; Insecta; Hymenoptera; Braconidae. Gene Ontology annotation, cellular component: mitochondrion. Gene Ontology annotation, molecular function: 3-hydroxyisobutyryl-CoA hydrolase activity.
AUAUUUUUGAUAGUUUUAUUAUAAAUAAUUAAGACAAAAUGCUUCAAAAAUUAAUUACUCCUUAUUUAGGAACAUUGUUUAAGCAAACAAUGAAACAUGCUAAUAAAAAACCUUCAUUACUGCCAAAUAAUUAUGGGUCGAAAAUUAUUAAGAAAAAAUAUUGUACUUCUAUGAUAAAUGAUGAUGUUUUAUUCAAAGAGAUCAACGGCAAAGGUAUUGUGGUACUUAAUCGUCCUAAGCAGCUAAAUGCGCUGAAUUUGUCUAUGGUGAAAAAAAUUUACCCUAAAUUAAAGAAAUGGGAGGACAAUAAGAGCCUGGUGAUCGUCAAAGGUGCUGGAAGCAAGGCUUUCUGUGCUGGAGGCGAUGUUAAGUAUUUAACAGUCGCUCUUAAUGAGCCAGAAGGACACAAAACUGGACAUGAUUUUUUUCGUGCUGAAUACAGUUUGAACCAUUUGAUUGGAACAUAUGAAAAGCCAUAUGUUGCAAUAAUGAGUGGAAUAACGAUGGGCGGUGGUGUAGGACUCUCAGUACACGGAAAAUAUCGGAUCGCAACAGAAUCAACAGUUUUCGCGAUGCCAGAAACUGCUAUCGGAUUGUUUCCUGAUGUUGGUGGUACCUAUUUCCUCCCACGCUUAAAGGGAAAACUCGGUUUAUACCUCGGACUCACGGGACAACGUCUCAAAGGUGAAGACGUAAAACACGCUGGAAUAGCAACUCACUAUGUGCCAUUAUCAAAACUUGAGGACUUGGAACAAGUCCUCUUAGAGUCAGACGCAGAAGACAUUGACAAAGUGCUCGAAAGUUUCGAAUCUUCAGCAGACACUGAGUUCAGCCUGGACGAAUUCUUGCCACGGAUAGACCAGUGUUUCUCCGCUGACACUGUCGAGGGUAUAAUCGACAACCUCAAAGCAGACAGCUCAGAGUGGUCAAAAAUAGUCCUGGAGAGUCUGCAGAAAAUGUCACCGUCUUCUCUGAAGAUCACCAAAGAAGCUCUUGACCGUGGAAAGAACCUGAGCUUCGAAGAGUGCCUCAAAAUGGAGUUCAGGCUCGUCUGGAGGGCUUGUGAUAGGUCAAGCGACUUUUACGAAGGAGUCCGCGCUCUCUUGGUCGACAAGGAUCUCAAUCCUAAGUGGAACCCUCCGAGCCUCGCAGAGGUCACUGAUAAAUAUGUUAAGAGCAAAUUUAAAGCUCUUGUUCUGAAAGACGAGCUGGAACUUCGAUAAAUUAUUUUAUUAAUAUUUUUAUUUGAAUAAAAAAAAUGAUAGAUGCGAA